CCAUCAUAACGUCUUUUGUUUUUUAUACUCAGUCACUCGUUCUGCGUUUCUUCACUUUUCCCUAUCGUCAUUCCCUCUGUUUGGAGAAAGAGAAAAUGAAAACAGAGAGAGAUUUCCAUCCAAGUUUCGAGUUAUCUCACCCAUUCCUAGAGCCGGCCGACAAUCCCCAGGAUGCAGACUUCAACCCCCUGUUUGCCGACGGCACUCUCCAGGCUCUAAUCAGUUUACCCUCUGAUCUCUCCCCUGUUGUUUCCUCUUGCAACUUCAAUUUCUCCACCCAUGAUUUUCCUUCACUUAACCCAAAACAACCGGAACUCGUUCUUGACUCAUUCCAGCCACCACUUCCUCUCACUUAUCCCAAAUUUGAAGAUUGUCUUGUCGAUUCAACUCAGUCACUCGACUUCUUUUCCAAGCCUUUACCCGGCCUCUGCUCACUCGAGAAAACCCAACCCCGACUCGCUGCUUCUUCAAAGCGUGCUCGGUUGGACUCAUCUAUGGGUAACAAUACACAUACCCUGCAGUCUGCAGUACAAGGGUUCAACUCAACUCAGAUGGUUCCGCAAAGCGAUCUGGCAAAGCAGAGGAGGCAGAAGGUGAGCGAGAAGAUGCGGAGUCUGCAGAAGCUGAUGCCAUGGGACAAGAAGAUGGACAAUUCCACAAUGCUCGAGGAAGCCUACAAGUAUGUCCGAUUGUUGCAGGCACAAAUUGCCUGUCUCCAAGCCAUGCCCGUUUCUUCCAGCUUUGCUCAAAACCAGUACUCUAAUGCCGGGUUCGAUUUGGGUGGACUGAGGAGGUUGAACCGGCAGCAGAUGUUGGAAGUUCUGUUGAACUCUCCGGCAGCCCAAACCAUCCUGUGUUCGCAAGGACUUUGCGUUUUCUCUUAUGAGCAGCUGGUUUUGCUUAAGAAAACUGCGGGUGUCAGGAAGGCUAUUGUUCAUCCUACAGGGGUAUUGGGAGCACGUGUAGGGUAUCACAGCUGAAGAAUUUCUCUUUCAUGUUGCAGCAGAGGUGAGUAUGGAUGAUGAAGGACAUAACAUAUAUAAUAUAACCACAAUAAUCAAAAAUACACAAAUUGCAGGAAACUUGAUGGUUUUUUUGGUCUGAUUUUAGUUUUAAACAGAGGAAAGUUAUUUUCCCAAAUCGAAAUGUUGAAGAUACUAUCCUGAUUUUUGAUAUUAUAUAUAGUUGGUGGAAUUUGGAUGAUUUGAUUUCUUCUUAGUUUGGAAUAGUUUCAUUUCAUGGGUAUUCAUCAACAUUGUUGAGUAUGGUUCGAAAUAGUAUCUGGGGUUUCUUCACUUUGAUCUUUACUUUUAUGGAUGAACAAUUUAGUUUCACAGAAAAAGAAAAAGUAGUUGUGGAGACAGGGUCUGUGACACUGAGUUGAUGGAGUACCCAGAUGUGUCCCUUUAUGCAUCAUCAACUGCAGAUUCUUGUUUGUUUUGAUAUAAUGGGGCGAAAGUGACAUCGGAACAUUUCAUUGAGCUAAUCUCAUAUCAUGUGGUUUAGUGACUCCCUUUGUGUAGUAGUGGUACUACUAGUUUUAAAUUUGAUAAUAAAUGCAUAACAAAGGA
This is a messenger RNA of Rubroshorea leprosula, 1571 nucleotides long. The record is from the annotation of a GenBank genome assembly. Lineage: Eukaryota; Viridiplantae; Streptophyta; Magnoliopsida; Malvales; Dipterocarpaceae.